This is a messenger RNA of Penicillium oxalicum, 1041 nucleotides long. RefSeq names its product HNH endonuclease signature motif containing protein. The coding region runs from base 1 to 1041 and encodes 346 amino acids. The transcript has a single exon. The record is from RefSeq and is a predicted model, not a curated record. NCBI's taxonomy places the organism in Eukaryota, Fungi, Ascomycota, Eurotiomycetes, Eurotiales, Aspergillaceae.
AUGGACUCCCUCUCUGAGUCGAGCGGCAGUCUGAGCCUUUCUGUCCCGGACGCGGAAUUUGACACCUAUGCCGCUGCCCGAGAGAAGAUGUUUGCUCGGCUAGAUGUGUAUCAAUCACUGAAUGCCGAAGACGAUACUGUUCGUUUCCUGAGUUCUGUCUUCCGAUUCCUUCCCAUCCAAGGCCAAGUCCACUUGGCCGACGAUGCAGAUAACUGCGAUAACGAUGACCGCUUGCGACAACUAGCAAAACACCUGGACACAGCUUUGCUUAGGCUGAUGAUGGUCACAGGUGAAAAUACGCCCGCGAUUACACCCUCCCCCCGUCUCGGGGUGGAGGACUCUAUUAAGAACCUACUGUCCCAGGACUUCGACUCGGCGACCCGGCGGCAGGGCGAGUUACGUCAAAUUUGCCUGCAACGCGAUAACCACCAGUGCGUAGUGACCAAAUUUUGGGACUUUGACUAUGCUAGUCGGCCGCCUGACGAGAUUACCACUGACCUUGAGGCCGCUCACAUCAUUCCAUUUGGCCUGGGAAAUUUUCAUGAGGAUGAACGAUUACGGCAUGCGCAAAUCUGGCACUGUCUGUACCGUUAUUUCCCGACUAUCCGUGACAUCUUUCACCACAGCAAUGAAGACGUUAAUCGCGUCGAUAAUGUGAUGAUGCUAGCUGCAUCCCUGCAUCGAGAUUUUGGUCGCUUCUCAUUCAUUCUGGAGGAGACUGAUGUGUUUGAGUUAUACCACGUGAAGGUCUUUUCUCAAUUUCGAAACUCCUUCCUCCGACCUCACAUGCCCGAGUUCACGGUAGUAGCAAGUCAUGACCCCCGGUAUCCCGCCCCUAACACGAAUCUCCUUGCCGUGCACGCAGCCAUUGGCAACAUUCUUCACGCGACAGGUUAUGGCGAACUGAUCGCGAAAACCAUAAAGCACCUCGGGGGCAGUGGCGGAUACGCUCUCGCAAAGGACGGAAGCACCAAUGUGGAAGAACUACUAUCUGUGACCAGUCUUCCUAUAAUGGCAAUGAACCCCAUCAACCUUUCGUAG